AUGUCAGCAACCAUUGAAAAGCCUGAUCCACUCGCGCCAUUCGUUCGUCUUGCGCCCUCGAUAUACUCUGUCGAGCCGCGGAUACAACCUAGAGAUGACGACAAAGGGCCAUCGACAAUCAUCCUGCCAUUCUGGAUGAAUGCGCCUCCACGAGCAGCAGUCAAAUACGUCGUCAAAUAUGCCGAGCUUGUGCCCACUGCACGCAUCAUUUUCUUACUCACUAAUACUGAGGACUUUUAUAAUUCGCGAACUUCGCAUCAGCUUCGACUGAAGCCGUUGAUUGAUAUCCUCGUCGCUUCUCAGGGAAACGAUGCAGGUGCGUCGGAAAGUGGAGGUGAUGGCUCGGCAUACAUCCAUCUCUUCUCCAACGGCGGCGUCUUCGCAACGGCUCAAUUACUACAAGCAUACAAGGCCGCCACCGGUAAACCACUGCGAGUGUCAAGCAUGGUUAUUGACAGUGCGCCUGGUAAACCGACGCCGUCACUGUCAAUCAAAGCAUUUUCGUACGCCUUACCGCAGACAAUCAUCCUUCGACAGCUCAGCUACGCUCUACUAAGUACGAUGAUAUGGGGUACUUAUUUGACAAGAAAGUUCCUAGGCCUGAUGUGGAGAUUAUUCUGGAAACGCCCUGAAAAGACUGAUGAUGUUAUCGUUUAUGGCGAUGAUCCAUUGGCAUAUACGCGAAAGGCAAUUCUGGAUCCUGAUUUCAUUGUUGCUGGGACUCCGGCGGAGAAGGUCAAGAUGUGUUAUAUUUACUCAGAUACGGAUGAGUUGGUGCCUUGGAAAGAUGUUGAGGAUCAUGCAGCUUUGGCAUCGAAGCGUAGCAGAAUCGUGCAUUUGGAAAAGUUCAUCGGGACGCCGCAUGUUGGUCAUAUGAGGGUUGAUCCGGAGAGGUAUUGGGAUCUGAUAGAAAGGUACCUAGGGUAA
Messenger RNA from Talaromyces amestolkiae, 927 nucleotides. RefSeq lists its product as uncharacterized. The coding region runs from base 1 to 927 and encodes 308 amino acids. Lineage: Eukaryota; Fungi; Ascomycota; Eurotiomycetes; Eurotiales; Trichocomaceae. The record is from RefSeq and is a predicted model, not a curated record. The transcript has a single exon.